AUGGGGGUGCCUUCCUUCUACAAGUGGCUCGUGGGCAAGUACCCAAACAUCGUCGUCCCCGCCAAGGAAGACGACGAAGCUGGCGCCGGCACGUCGUCGCCGCCGUCGCCGGGGGACGAACAAGCCCAAGCCGGCCGCCCCAAUGGCGUCUACCACAACCUGUACCUCGACAUGAACGGCAUCAUCCACCCCUGCUUCCACCCGGAGGACUUUGAGAUACAUGAGGUGCACUUAUGCCGUCUGGGUGCAAUUGAUCUGCUGUUGGAAGUGUACAAACAAGCAUUUAACAAAAUGGGGGGCUAUAUUGUAAGCACCGGGAAGUUAAAAGACAAACAUGCUGCAUAUCUUAAAGUUUCGAGGUUGGAAAAGUUUUUUCAUGAACUGUCCUGGUGUGAAGAGAAAAUUUUUCUUAAAAGAUAUGAACUGCGAGAGAGGUUACAGCGCAAUUUAGUGCGCCGAGCUGCAGAAGAAUGGAAAGAAAGAAAUUAUGACAAUAUGGAAGAAAAUCCUGAUGGUCCAGACUUGACAGAAAAGUCUUUUUCAACAAACUGCAGUAUUUCCACUUACAGCCAAGACGAGUCAGAUGUAACUGCAAAUACCUUGGAGCUGAGGCGAAACUUAAAGGAUACUCUUCGUAACAAGCAAGACCUUAUAAAAAGUGGAGCCUGUAAACAUGAUGCGAUAAGAUUGGGAUUUGCGGGGUGGAAAUCUCGAUUCUACAGGGAAAUGUUUGGUGUGGAAAAAUCUAAUGAAGUUGGGAAGCUGAAGAAUGACAUGGUUCAAAAGUAUCUGGAAGGACUUUGUCGGGUGCUGCGGUACUAUUUUGCAGAUGUGCCAUCAUGGAGCUGGUACUACCCCUUCUAUUAUGCUCCUUUUGCAUCUGAUUUUAAUGGACUAUCUGACUUCAAGAUAUCUUUCACUGCUGAUAAGCCACUAAGGCCAUUUGAUCAGCUCAUGGCAGUUCUUCCAAAAGAAAGGCACCUCAUGUGCACUACCAAAAUUGAUACCCAUGGGAAACGUUUCUUGUGGCAAGGUAUUGCAAUGUUGCCAUUCAUUGAUGAAAAGCUGCUGAUUUUGGCUACCAAGACGGUGGAGGACAAACUUGCAGUGCAUGAGAUAAAUAGAAACACAGUUCGACGAGAUAAGAUCUUCCUGAGGAACUCAAAUACUAUGCCAAAUGAUUCAGCUUUUGCGCAGACAUCUGACUGUUUGGCAAAAAAGCUUCCGUUAGAUCCAUCUACCAGUGAACUUGGAGGGUGGUUGUCACCUGUUGACGACGAUAUUAUAAGCUGUGGUUUCUUACGUUCACCGAUAAGAGACGAUCUACAGGACAUUAGGAAUGACCAGACAAUAUCAUUCAUGUUCUCCAACCCAGAACCAGUGAAAAUCAUUCCAAGGCCACUUGAUAAUGUCAAAAAACCUGAAAAGACUGUAACUGAAACUAAGAUUCCAAAGAGGCCGCUGUGGCACACCUAUCCUGGUAGCCGACCACCGCCUGAAACCAUCCCAACCGUGGCAGAGCCUCAGUCGAUGAUCAGCGGCUUUGGACGUGGGAGAGAGAGAGCCAUCACUGCAGAUUCAGCGCUGGGCGGUGGCCGUGGCUACGGGAGAAGUUUUUAUGGGGCUGACAUGGCGCAAAGCUGA
This is a messenger RNA of Miscanthus lutarioriparius, 1644 nucleotides long. The record is from the annotation of a GenBank genome assembly. NCBI's taxonomy places the organism in Eukaryota, Viridiplantae, Streptophyta, Magnoliopsida, Poales, Poaceae.